UUAGCUAAUAAUAGUAAAAAAACUAAAAAAAGAAGAAGUAGAGUUAUAUAGGAUUUAAUAACUCUUUAAAUAAUAUAUAUAUAUAUAAGUAUCAAGGGAAUGAACAUUAUAAGAUGUAAAUUUAUUUAUGGCUAAACAUAAGGAGAAAUUUGUAAGAGAAAAACCGCAUUGUAAUAUAGGUACGAUUGGUCAUGUUGAUCAUGGUAAAACUACACUUACUGCUGCAAUAACUAAAGUAUUGGCAGCUAACAAUAAUAUGACUAAAUUUAUGAAAUAUAGUGAUAUAGAUAAACAUUUAGAAGAGCAAAGGCGUGGUAUAACUAUAUCAGCAGCUCAUGUAGAGUAUUAUUCUAAAUGUAGGCAUUAUACACACAUAGAUUGUCCUGGUCAUCAAAAUUAUAUUAAAAAUAUGAUUACUGGUGCUACGCAAAUGGAAGGUGCUAUUUUGGUUGUAGCGUUAACAGAAGGGCCACAAGAACAAACUAGAGAACACGUUAUAUUGGCUAAGGAAGUAGGUAUUCCUUAUUUGAUUGUUUAUGGUAAUAAAUUGGAUAUGUUGUUAGAAGACGAUUUGAAGGAAUUUGUAGAAAUGGAGGUAAGGGAGUUAGUUAGUACAUACAGUUAUCCAGAAGAUUUGCCUUUUAUAUGCGGUUCAGCUCGUAAAGCUUUAGAGGAGGAGGAAGCUUCUGAAAUCGGGACAAAAUCUGUUAUGAAGUUGAUAGAUAUUGUUGAUGAAUACGUGAAACAACCUGAGAGACCAGAAAAUGAACCAUUUUUAAUGUCAAUAGAGGAAGUUUAUUCUAUUUCUGGUAGAGGAACAGUUGUGACUGGUAAGAUUGAGAAAGGUAAAUUAUCUAUUGGGGAGGAAGUAGAAAUAGUCGGAUCUAAAUUAUUUAAGACUGUUUGUACUGGUUUAGAGAUGUAUAAUAAGUUCUUGGAUGUAGCUAUAGCUGGUGAAAAUGUAGGUGCUUUGGUGAGAGGAUUAAAUAAGAAAGAUUUAAAAAGAGGUUUUGUGAUGUGUAAACCGGGGACAAUAAAAGCUUAUAAUGCUUUUACAGCACGAGCGUAUUUUUUAACUUCUAAAGAAGGGGGUAGAAAAAAACCGUUUUUUUCUAAGUAUAUGCCGCAGUUUUUCUUUAGAACGGCAAAUUUAACUGGAUCUGUUUUAUUAUCUGACGAUAAUUCGAUAGUUAUGCCAGGGGAUACUGUUACUUUUGAGGUAGUUUUAUUAGAAAAGGCUGCUAUUAAUGAAGGGUUGAGGUUUGCUAUGAGGGAAGGUGCAGUUACGUUAGGUGCAGGUAUAAUUUUAAAAGUUUUUGAAAAAUAAAAAAGUUUUUAUUUUUUUAUAUAUUGUAAUAAAAUAUAUUGUAUUAAUCAAAAGGUGUGUUAAAUUUUAGUAAUUUAUUAGUUUAUAGAUUUGAAAAAAUUUGUUUGGAGAAAAGCUUGAAAAAAUUAACACGCGGAAUUUCGAAAAAUGCAGGUAGGUCUAAAUAUGGUUUUAUUUUGGCUUUUAAAAAAAGUAAAAAGCCUUUUAGAAAAUUAUUUAGAUUUGUAGAUUUUUGACGACGUGUUAAUUGUUAUUGCUAUGUAUUAAGUGUGUCUUAUGAUCCAAACAGAUCAUCGUAUAUAUCUUUGGUUUGUUAUUUAAAUGGCUUAAUAAGUUAUGUGUUACAUGUGCAUAAUAUUAUGUUGGGUUAUAAACUAUAUACUGGUGUACGUAUUCCCGAUAAUAAUGAUAUUAAUAAGGUAGUAGUAGGUCUGGGUAAUUCGUUAUUAUUAAAAUAUAUUCCAGUAGGGACGUUGGUUUCUUCUAUCGAAUUAUGACCCGGUAAGGGUAUGCAAUUAUGUAGGUCUGCCGGUAUGUAUGCAAUGUUGGUAAGCAAGAAUGAUGGGUUAGUAUUGUUAAAGUUGAAUUCUGGGUGAAGGGUUCUUGUUUCGGAAUUAUGUAUGGCGGUUGUAGGUAUUGUAUCUAAUAUAGAUCAUAAGUAUAAACGAAUAGGUAAGGCUGGUAAAAAUCGUAAUUUAGGACGUAAACAAACUGUUAGAGGUGUUGCAAUGAAUUCUGUUGAUCACCCUCAUGGUGGAGGUAGAGGUAAAUCUGCUGGUACUAAAUCAGCCAAAUCUCCUUGAGGUAAGGAAUUUGAAUUUAAAAAAACUAGUAGAAGUAAAAGAUUUAGAAAUUAAGUAGAGUAUUGUAUUUAUUCAAUACGUAUUAUAUAUUGUAAUAUUAUGACUAAAAGGAAAAAUUUGUUUUAUGAGAUCGAGUUGAAAAUGUAAUUAUAUUACGAAUGAUACUAUGUAUAUGCUAUACGAUAUAAAUGUAAAAAAAAAAACUUAUAUAAGAUAUAAAAAUAGAAGAUUAAAGUUAUUUGUUGGUUUAGUAGGUAAAAAAUUGUGCGUAUAUAAUGGGCGUAAGUAUAUGAAUGUGCUUAUUAGGCAAUGUAUGGUUGGUAAGUAUUUAGGAUCAUUUUUAUUAACUAGACGUUUUUCAGCUACUAUACAUAGUAAGAAAAAAAAAGAUAAUAAGAAAUAAAAAUUUGAUUUAUGGGGC
Messenger RNA from Schistocerca gregaria, 2551 nucleotides. Its product is annotated as elongation factor Tu-like. Gene Ontology annotation, molecular function: translation elongation factor activity; GTP binding; GTPase activity. Gene Ontology annotation, biological process: mitochondrial translational elongation. Gene Ontology annotation, cellular component: mitochondrion. The record is from RefSeq and is a predicted model, not a curated record. The coding region runs from base 128 to 1327 and encodes 399 amino acids. NCBI's taxonomy places the organism in Eukaryota, Metazoa, Arthropoda, Insecta, Orthoptera, Acrididae. The transcript has a single exon.